AAAUUGGUUGGAAUAUAAAGGACGGACCCAGCCCACGCUCGAAUCUCCUAUGAAGACGUUGUUCUGUUAAUUUACUUUUAGUAAGGUCGCCGUCCGUUCGAGAGCAGCACUGGGGUAAAGCUGAUGCUAUGAGCGAGCCUCCUCACGUAGUUUGCCACCUCUGGAUUCUGGAAGCAAUUACCGCUUUUGAGUGUUUGCGCAUGCGCAAAUUUUAACACGGUCAUUUGUGCGCGCAAAGUAGUGACAAGAACUAGAGAUUUAAAUUGUAUAACUCACGAUCACAGGAACUGUCAUCUGUUAUAUCUUUUGUGCGAUGUAAUUGCGACUUUCAUUUGCGCGACCUUAAACGAUGGGUACUGUUACUGCUCUCUUCUAAAGUAUGUACCAAAGGAUCUAGAAUGCCUGUACACAAGGUAGUAUAGUGCCGGUACGAUUCAAAAAAAUGGCAGGAGAAGUUGAAAGUUUCAGUUCAUACUCUUUCACGAGACAGCCCAAAAUCAACAGCAAGUCGAAUGUGUUAGAAUGCCGAGUUUGUGAAGAUGUAUUUGGUUUGCAAGGAGACAAAGUUCCCAGACUUCUCUAUUGUGGGCACACUGUCUGUCAUGCGUGUUUACUUCGCCUUCCCUUGAGAGAAAAUGCAGUUCAGUGUCCGUUUGAUAGACAGCCUACGCCAGUAGGAAAUGCUGGAGUAUGGGGUUUGAAAAAGAAUUUUGCACUAUUAGAGUUAUUAGAGAGAUUGCAGUACAACCAUGAGAGAGGAUCUGCAUAUUUCUCAGCUGAGUUUCUUGAAAAAGAAAGACAGCUUUCGGUUCAGUGUGAUGAGAAUGAACAACAUAUUGCUGUACUUUAUUGUACAGUAUGCAUGUCUCAUCUUUGUGAGGAAUGUUCAGAAUUAACUCAUGCAACUCGAACGUUGGCACGUCAUCGUCGUGUUCCACUCUCAGAUAAACCACGAGAGAAGCCAAAAUGUCCCUCCCAUCCCUCUCAUGUUGCUGAAUUCACCUGUUUAGAAGAUGAUUGUCAAACUUUACAAUCUGGACCUGGGCCCAUAAUGUGCUUUAUUUGCAAAGAUUAUGGUCGCCACAAAAAUCACAAGGUUGCAGGUGUAUGUGUACAAUGUGAACAAACAAUUCAGCAGGAUGAUGCAAGAGUUUUAAUGCUUUCUCGCGAAAUUAAAGAGGCAUUGAGCACAAUAGAGAAACAGCAACAGCAGUACACAGAAUUAAGUCCUGAACAACUUCAACCAGAUCCAUGCAUUCCUAUUACAUUUACAAAAGAUAAUCGUGUCCAUAUUGGUCCAAAAAUUGAAAUGCGUGUUGUGACAUUAGGUUUGGAUGGUGCUGGUAAAACUAGUAUUUUGUUUAAAUUAAAACAAAAUGAAUUUAUGACCAUGAUUCCUACCAUUGGUUUCAAUGUCGAAACAGUUGAGUACAAGAAUCUCAAGUUCACUAUAUGGGAUGUUGGUGGUCAACAUAAAUUGAGACCAUUAUGGAAACAUUAUUAUCUCAAUACUCAGGCAGUUGUAUUUGUUAUCGACUCCAGUAAUCGAGAGCGUCUUCCAGAAGCCCAUAGUGAGCUGGCAAAAUUAAUGUCAGAGAAGGAAUUGAAGGACGCUUCUUUGCUAAUAUUUGCCAAUAAGCAGGACAUUCCCAGCUGUGCCUACUAUCGAAGAACUGACGGAGCAGUUUACUCUCUAUAAGUUAUGUUGGGUCGUAGCUGGCAUAUUCAAGCUUGUGAUGCCCAGAGUGGAACAGGACUUCAUUGAUGGACUUGACUGGUUAUCACGCCAGUUAGUUGCUGCUGAGUGCAUGAUAUUUAGUAAGAAUUUUCAUUUAUAAUAAAAUUGCCAAUAGACGAAUUGUGUAAAAACAUUGCUUUGUUGAAAUAAAACUUUAUUAAGUGCUCUAUCAAUUUUAUAUCUUUAUUUUGGUUCAAUUUUUAGUUAGUAUUGAAUGUUAAGAAAAAUAGAUCUGUCAUGUAACCAUGUAAUGUUUAGAGAAUGAUUUCUUUUGGAGAUUUGGAAUCCAACAGUCUUUUAGAAAGUCUCUCAGUUGCAGCUCCUUUGAGAGGAACGUCCUGUUUUACAAGUUCAACUCAUAAAAUAGUGUGCUAGCUGAACCUGUGCAGACAUUCCACACAUUGUAAGUAAUUGUUUUAAAAGUGAAAAUGGCCCUUUGCAUUUGGUUUCAUAAGAAGCUAAGCCCUGAAAUGUGUGUGGCUCAGUGGAAUACUGAACAAACAUUUGAAAAUUGUUAGGUGUUUAACAAACAAAGACACAUGCUCAAAUUGCACUGAAUAUCAUUUUAAUUUUACAAGUUUCCGGUCACCCACGGAGUGUAGAUAGAACAAAUCUUCGAAAAAUAUAAUACAUCCAAUUAGAUAUUUUUGUAAAACAUGUGUAUGGCAUGUGUGCAUUUUACACUCUCUGAAGUAUUAUCUACAAAAUUCAUGUUUUCAUUUUAAAUGUGUUUGAUGAGCCCCUGGAGGUCAGUCUAACAGUAGCAAGGUUUUGUGUCAAACGUAUCUUGUGAAUUGCCCAAAACCAUCAGCUUUCCUUAGUGCAGUAUAUACAGAAACGAUUGCAUCAAAAUUGUAAACGUCGACUAAUAACUUUCUUUCCCAAACUGAGAUAUAUAAAUUUGUAAUUUAGAGCAGCUGAAGUUUAAAAUGAUUUGCUGAUUGGCUGCAGAUUGUUAAGACGAUUGUACUUGAGGUUUCAAAAGUUCAAACUUUCCACCCUUUGAUUUGAAUUCUGCUUCAUAGUACUUAAUAUGUGAAGAAUAUUCAAAUAUG
Gryllus bimaculatus (two-spotted cricket) is the source of this 2793-nucleotide messenger RNA. The record is from the annotation of a GenBank genome assembly. Lineage: Eukaryota; Metazoa; Arthropoda; Insecta; Orthoptera; Gryllidae.